Molecule: messenger RNA, 1119 nt
Organism: Varanus komodoensis (Komodo dragon)
Lineage: Eukaryota; Metazoa; Chordata; Lepidosauria; Squamata; Varanidae
Gene: NPSR1
Product: neuropeptide S receptor 1
Exons: 9
Coding region: 1-1119 (372 amino acids)
Biological process (GO): neuropeptide signaling pathway; positive regulation of release of sequestered calcium ion into cytosol
Cellular component (GO): cytoplasm; membrane
Molecular function (GO): neuropeptide receptor activity; vasopressin receptor activity
Source: RefSeq, a predicted model, not a curated record
AUGCAAGUCGGGGUCACGGCAGCCAGCAGGGACUCGAAUGGAACUGACGGUGAGAGCCUGGAUGCUACUCCCAUCGCUUGUACUGAAGCCGUGACUUUUAUUGACAUUCUUGAGAAAGAAGAGUGGGAAUCCUUUUAUUCUUCCUUUAAGACAGAACAGCUGGUGACCCUUUGGAUUCUGUUUGUUGUCACCAUUGCUGGGAACUCCAUUGUUUUGCUCUCUACCUGGAAAAGAAAGCAGAAAUCCAGAAUGGCUUUUUUUGUUACCCAGCUAGCCAUAACAGAUUGCUUUACCGGCCUUAUAAAUAUUAUGACGGAUAUAAUUUGGCGCUUCACUGGAGAUUUCAUGGCCCCUGAUCUUGUCUGCCGAAUUGUCCGCUAUUUGCAGGUUGUGCUUUUGUAUGCUUCAACCUACGUUCUGGUAUCAUUAAGUAUAGACCGAUAUCACGCCAUAGUGCAUCCCAUGAAGUUCUUUCAAAGAGAAAGGCAGGCAAAAAUUCUGAUUGUGGUUGCCUGGGGCCUCUCCUUCUUGUUUUCCAUCCCAACUCUCAUCAUAUUUGGAAAGCGGAAACUGUCCAAUGGGGAAGUGCAAUGCUGGGCUGCCUGGCCAGAUGACUCUUACUGGAUCCCCUACAUGACCACGGUUGCCUUCCUUGUAUAUUUUAUUCCUCUCAUCAUUAUCAGUGUUAUUUAUUUCAUUGUGAUUCGUACAAUCUGGACAAAGAGUAAAGCCCAUGCUGUGAUCAUCUCUAACUGUGCUGAUGGCAAAUUCUGUGCCAGUUACGCCCAUCGAGGACUAAUAUCAAAAGCAAAAAUCAAAGCUAUCAAGUACAGUGUGGUUGUAAUAUUUGCAUUUGUGCUUUGCUGGAGUCCUUACUUUCUCUUUGAUAUCCUGGACAACUUCAACAUCCUGCCCGACACCAAAGAACGCUUCUAUGCAGCAGUGAUUAUUCAGAACCUGCCAGCUUUAAACAGCGCCAUCAACCCCAUCAUAUACUGCAUCUUCAGUGAAAGCCUUUGCCUUGCUUUCAGGCAAAGAAAAUCAGGACAUUUGGGGACUUUCAGAGAAAGAACAGAAGGGCAGGAAAUGCAAGUCCUGUCCAAGCCAGAAUAUAUUUAG